Caenorhabditis angaria is the source of this 4390-nucleotide messenger RNA. Lineage: Eukaryota; Metazoa; Nematoda; Chromadorea; Rhabditida; Rhabditidae. The record is from the annotation of a GenBank genome assembly.
AUGUCGUCCAAACGGGCGGUCGUAUUCUUCGUCACAUUCACCAGCUACGGUCUAUACCAUGCGAGUCGAAAAGCGUUGAGCGGUGUCAAAUCGUCGAUUAUGUCGGAUUGGAUGAGCAACUCGACGCAUCCGCCGCUUUUCGAACAUGACGCCGACGCAAAACAUUUUUUGGGAUCGUUGGACGCGAUUUUUAUGACCGCCUAUGCGGCAGCGCUGUUCUUUUGGGGAAUGUUGGGCGAUCGGUUGAAUCCGAAAUAUGUGGUGGCUGCUGGGAUGGUUGGAAGCGCGGUGACGGUGAGAAGAAGCUUUCUGUUUGACAAGGAAUUUUGAUAAAAAAUAUAUUUUCUAAUAGUUUUCGACCCGCUGAUCACGAUUUCGUUGUCUAAAAUUGCAAAGCUCGAUUCCCAAUAUGAGUUAUGACGUGUCAAAUUUCGAAAAAUCAGAAUUUCGCAAGCUGAAAACUAUGUAGCUUCAAAAAUUAAACCUUCUAAUGCAUCGUACAAAGUGCAAAAAAUGCGAAAAAUCGCAUUUUUUCGCGCAUUAUUUUUGCAUUUUCUGAUGUUUUUCGAGCCAAAAUGGACCGAAAUUGAAAGAAUUUGUCUGAAAUGGUGUUUUUAUUGAUAAUGGAGGAAAAAGCAACGCUGAAACAAAAAAAAUAACGAUUUUUCUUCCAUUAUCAAUAAAAAACACAAUUUCAGACAAAUUCUUUCAAUUUCUGUCCAUUUUGACUCGAAAAAUAUCAGAAAAUGCAAAAAUAAUGCGCGAAAAAUGCGAUUUUUCGCAUUUUUUUUACCUUGCACGAUGCAUUAGAAGGUUUAUUGCAUAAUUUUUGAAGCUAGUUUUCCGCUUCCAAAAUCCCGAACUUUGCCACGUCAUAACCCAUGUUAGAAGUUGAGCUUUGCAAUUUUAGACAACGGAAUCGUGAUCAGCGCGUCGAACACUACUAGAAAAAAUAUUUUUUGAAAUUUAAAAAAUCUGAAACGUAUUUUUUCCUUUCCAGCUCACACUAUUUGGCACGAUUCCAAAACUCCUCAACUUCUACUCAAUUUACUACUACAUUCUAACAUACAUCGCAUUCGGUCUCGUUCAAGCUUGCGGUUGGCCAAGUGAAAUUGCAAUUAUGGCCGCCUGGUUUGGCAAAGGGAAUCGGGGAUUUAUUAUGGGAGCGUGGGCGGCUUGUCAACCUGUCGGCAAUAUUUUUGGAUCGAUUUUUACUGCGCUUGUUUUGCCGAUGGGAUAUGAGGUGAGAGGGAUUUUGGAGAGAAAAAUGAAAAAAAUGAAAAUGAAUUUCUUCCAGUACACAUUCCUUCUCAAUUCUCUUCUCAUCCUAAUCGGAGCCAUAAUUGUGUUCAUCUCAAUCGACUCAAAACCCCAAGACAGCGAGGGAAGUUAUAAUAACUUGGAGGAGAAUAACACCAGGUAACCUUGAAAAAAUUUCAUGUUUCUAAAAAAUAUUUUGUGUUUUGUCUGCAGGUUUAGAAUGCAACAGCUGAAAAAAGUGCAAAAGUUAGUUUUUGUGUGGUUUUUGAGGGGGCGGAGUUGGUAUGAGCAAAAAUGGGAGAGCGGGAAAUUUGAAUUUUUCAAUAUUUUUUGCGCGGGAACAAAUUGAAAUUUUGAAAGGCUUGAAAAUUGUUUUUUCGCUGAAAAAUUGAAAGAAAACGAAAAAAAUCAAUUUUUCUAAAAAAAGAAGAUGAAAACAGUUCAGUUUUCUACCAAAAAUUCAAAAUUCAACGAAAAAUUUAAAAAUUUAAAACAUAAGGGAUGAUUCACAAAUGAAAAAAUGUUUUUCAGCUAAAAAUGUUGACAAAUCGAGAUUUUUGAAGAUUCUGAAGUGAUUUCUGAUUAAAAUUGACAUUGGAAUUCACUUUUCAGAAAGAUUUUCUGAUUUUUCGUAAAAUAAAAAGUUUUAAAAUUUUGGUGAAAUUCGAAAAAAUCAUAAAAUAAAGCAAAAUAGGGUUUUCGAAGCUUAUUUUCAUCAAAAAUUACUCCAGAAGCUUCAAAAAUCUCGAUUUGUCAUCAUUUUUGGCUGAAAAACUCGAAAAACUAAUUCUGACCUCGACUUUUCGUGUUAAAAAACAUUUUUUCCAUUCGUGAAUCAGCCUUAAUGGAUUUUUGCACAAAAAAUUCCAAAUUUUCAAAAAAAAAUUAAGAAUUUCAGGAAGAACUGAAAACUUCGUAAUUUUUUAUACAAAAAACUAAUUUUUCUAGAAACAAAAAUUUAAAUUUUCUAAAAAUUCAGAUUCUUCGCAAAUUUUCGAUCCAAAAUUUGUGUCUCAAAAAUCUGAAAUUUUCAAAAACUGUGUGGCUGGAAAAUGUACAAUUUCGAAACAAAAAAUCUGAAUUUCAUCAGUUUUUGGAGCUGACAAAAAACAUUUUCUAGAUCUGACAAAAAAAACCCCCCCCCCCCCAAAAUCCUUAAUUGCUCAUAUUAAUCCGCCCCCUUUCUCUCCCUAUUUUUCUACCAAACCUCCUAACCAUCCACUUUUUUGCAGCCCCUCAACAUCACACGGCGAACCAAUCAGUCUCAUCAAAGCCCUCCUUCUCCCCGGUGUUCUAGCCUAUUGUAUCUGCAAUGCCUGCCUGAAACUCGUCAACUACGCCUUCUUCUUUUGGCUUCCCUUAUAUCUAACAGAUGCCUAUCAUUGGCAAGAAUCGCAAGCCGAUCAAUUAUCGAUUUGGUAUGAUUUUGGUGGAAUAAUUGGAAGUGUUGUUGGUGGAUACAUCACUGAUAAAAUGGGAAAACGAAGUCCGCUGAUUGUUGGAAUGCUUGUCUGCUCAAUUGGCUCAUUAUUCUUAUAUGCACAUAUUGGCCCACACAUGCUUUGGAAUGCUCUCGUUAUGACAAGCGUCGGGUUCACCGUCUCUGGCCCAUAUAAUCUGAUUGUUGGAUCGAUAUCGAUUGAUUUGGGAAGUCAACCGGCACUUGCUGGAAAUACGCAAGCGAUGAGUACGGUCUCGGGACUCUUAGAUGGAACUGGUUCGGCUGGAAGUGCCAUCGGACAGGUGUUGAUACCGGUUAUACAGGAGGAUUUGGGAUGGAAGGCGGUUUUUUAUGUUUUUAUGGUUUUGGUGAGGAAUUUUGGGAUGGGGUUGGGAAAAUUCAGCAGAGUUUAUAGCAAAAUCUGAUAAAUUUUUGAAAAUUCCUGAAUUUUAGACUUGAAAAAAGGUUUUUCAUGAAAACUUAUUAUGAAUAAAAACGAAAAUUUUCAAUUUUGAAGCUCAUAAUCAUUCAAUUCUCAAAAUUUAAGAAAAAAAAUCAAAUUUUCAGAAGCUCACGUGAUUUUUGAGUUAAUUUCUAAUGUUCACAAAUCUAAAAAAAUUCCCUUAAAUUUUGAAAAUGAACUCGAAAAUCCCACGAGUUUCUGAAAGUUUUAUGAUUGUCAGCAUUUUUGAGAAUGUUCAGAAAUUCUCCAGAUUUUAUAGCGAAAUCUGAUGAAUUUUUGGUUUUCUCAUGAAAUUUGAAAAACUCAAAAAUCCUGUGAGCUUCUGAAAAGCUUGAUUUUUUCUCUGAAAUUUUGAAAAUUGAAUGAUUUUCAGCUCCAAAAUUGAAAUUUCUUCUAUUUUUCAUUUUUUUCCUGAUAUUCAAAAUUACUGGAAGUUUCAAAAUUUGAAAUUCAAGUAUUCAGCCAAAAGUUCAUUUUUCCAAUAUUUUUUAUCAUGAAAAUUGAAAUUACACUGAAAAUUUAGAAUUUUCAGAUUAAAUCUCUAAAGAUUCCCUGAAAAAUUGAAUAUGAACUCGAAAAUCGCGAAAGCUUCUGAAAAUUUGAUUUUUUCUCUGAAAACUUGAAAAUUGAAUGAUUCUAAAAUUAAAUCUUUUAAAUUAAAUUUCUCAGAGAAAUUUCGAAUUUUCAGCCAAAAUUUCAUUUUUCCAAUAUGUUUUUUAUUAAAAAGAUAGAAAAUUUGGAAUUUCAAAAGUAAAUCUCUAGAAAUUCCCCUGAAAUUUGAACAUGAACUGAAAAAUCCCGAGAGCUUCGAAAAAUUUGAUUUUUUUAUUCUGAAAUUUAAUGAAGAUACAGCAUUUUUGAGAAUUUUCAGCCAAAAUUUCAUUUUUCUAAUAUUUUUUCUCAUGAAAUUUGAAAUUGCAUUGAAAAUUUAGAAUUUCAAAGGUAAAUCUAAAAAAGUUUUGAAUUUUCAGCCAAAAUUUCAUUUUUCCAAUAUUUAUUGAUUAAUUUUCGAACUGAAAUCUUUGAAAAUCAGAAAUCUUCAGCAACUUUUAGUUUCAGAUUUACAGCAAAUUCAGAAAAAUCCAAAAUUUCCUCAUUUUCAGAACGUCUUCGCCAUUCUGGCAAUUUCCAAACGUUUCAUCGCCGAUAUGAAAUCAUUGCGACGUAUUCGAAAUGGCGAAGAAUCGCCACUUCUUGAUGGCGAUGAUGAACAACACGAAGAUUGA